Drosophila subobscura is the source of this 2565-nucleotide messenger RNA. RefSeq lists its product as uncharacterized. Bases 165 to 2438 code for a protein of 757 amino acids. The record is from RefSeq and is a predicted model, not a curated record. The transcript is spliced from 3 exons. NCBI's taxonomy places the organism in Eukaryota, Metazoa, Arthropoda, Insecta, Diptera, Drosophilidae.
GAAGCGGAGCUUCAGACAAAAUUUAGACUCAAACUGAAAAUAUAAGCCAAAAAAUCAAUUCGUUUCUGAAUCUGAACAAAAAUUAAACCCCAACGAGUAGCGAGUAACGAGUAGCGAGCAACGAGCAUCGAGCAGCGGAGUAACGAGUGCAGACACAGAACACAAUGAGCAACGAGAGAGAUGCGUUGAGCCCUGAAGUUGGUGGCCUGGGCAGCAGCAGGUUUGAGUUUCGGUUUGCCGGUCCGGACUCCAUGCAGAACGCGGUGCAGCGGCACAACGAUCAGCGGGCAGCGGAGUUGGCUGAGCAAAGUCGCCGGCGGGAUGACAGCGGCAAGUCGUUGGGUGGAGGGCCGAUCUUCUGCAAGGUGCGCAGCUCUGGCCGUGAUGUGAUCAGCAAGUACACGUCCCGCGACAUGGACGUGGAGACGCAGCUGUCGGUGGCAGCUCCGAAGUGUCGCCACUUCCAGCAGCGCAUUCCCAGUGAGGUGUGCGACGAGUUGGACUCGCUGGAGUCGCUGGAGUCGGUGCCCGCCUGGGUGCAGGCAUCCGGGGCAAUGCUGAUGGUCGUCCAGCCACCGCUCCAGCAGCAGCAGGCGCAACGUGUCAGGGUGUCAGAGGGCAAGCCCAAGCUGCAGAUUCCACCGUGCGUGCAGAGAUGGGCGCUGAAGGUGCCACCCAAGCCGCGCAAGAGAGCGGCAAAGACGCAGCCAAAGCGCAGAAUCAUUCCCGAAGAGCUGCGGCAAGCGAACAGCGAUGCUGGCGAUGCUGGGGAUGCUGGCGAUGGGAGCGAAAAGAGAGCAAUUAUCCAAAAGGCCAUCGAAGUGCUGUACCGAGAGCCGACGGCCUGCUUUGCGGAUGUCAUACCCUCGCCCAUGAUGUCGCAGGCCAUCAGGGUGAAGGUGUGCGAGGCGCCGAACAUCUCCUACUUUGCCGCAGGCCAAUUCAUGCAGCAGCAUCGCAGCCUUGAGCCGGAGUCGACGGCGCCGUUCUUUCGCGAGGACAGCGACCUCGAGCACGAGUACAAGCAUCGGGAGGAGUAUAUGUGUGAGGUGGGGAGUCGCCCCAGUUGUGGCAGCAGCCAGGCAGACGCCACACUGGCCAACUGCCACAACAGGCCGAUGUUCUGCGAGGUGGAGUGCGGCUCGCGGGGAGUGCAUCUCUGGCGCAGUCUCAACCCGCUGCGGUACACCUCACAGCGGUCGGAGGAGACGCCGGCCAGCAGCAGUCAGCAUCGGGUGGUGCCACUGCCGCACAAGAAGAGUCCAGCAGAAAGGGAGACGGAUGAGCUGCAGACACUCCACUCUCGCCAGCCUGGCGGGCGGGACGGGAAGUCGAGUCAAGCUGCCACUGCCACUGACACUGCCACUGCGACUGUCCCCUGCCAGCGGCCAAAGCGUCGCAGGUGCCGGCAGAUGCAGCUGCCGGUGUGCAGCCAGUCGCUGGAGCACCUCAAGUGCCAGAAGCUGGGCAUCUACAACAAAAUCUCGCUGAAGCAGGAGCGGAUCAUUGGCGCCCUGGACCGACUGCAGCACAGUCUGCUGCAGCUGCAGGUGCCCGAGUGCAGCAGUCAGGAGCGCAGGAAGCGGGAGCGGAACGCGUUCGAGUUUUGCGUGCGCUUCUCCAGGAACUUCCUGUACCCGCUGAAGGGCAUGAUCGACGAUGUGCGCCGCACGCCGGUGACCCACUUCCACAGCGUCACCUCGAACGAGGCCUGCCAGCGGGUGGUGUCCGUGUACGGGCUGAUGCACCAAUCGAUUGCCACGUACCAGCGCCAGCUGCGCUACUUCCUGCUGGACAAGGUGCCGCAGAAGCUGAGCGCACUCAUGGAGAUGAUCUACACGCUGAGCAGCACGUGCGUGGAGAAGGGCAUACUGGACAGGCAGGACCCGGUGGCUGAGUGCCUGCGCGAGCGGUGCACAAGGUUUCUCACCUUCAUCGAGGACAUGCAGGAGGAGCGCUUCAAGUUGGCCCGCGAACAAUAUCGCCGCGUCCACCGACAGCCUCAACCGCCCCAGUCGGUGGGGAAGGAGCGAAAGAGCAAGCAGAACUACGACCUCAAGAUGUGCCUCAACGAUCACAAGAUGUACGAGCCGCGGCUGGUGGCCAAGAAGAAGCCGCAGGAGCUGAAGCGCGGCCGUGUGGCACGCACCAAGGCACCCGCCGGCGUGGCACGGGCCACCGAAUCCGCUGCGGAUAAUGCCCAGAGCCCAGAGGAGGUAAGGACACAGGUGGCCAUGGAUGACGUGCCCGAGGCAAAGUUGACCGAGCAGCAGCCAGCGGCGGGCAGGGACAGCCGCAGCGCCAAGCUGGAGGAUGAGCUGCAGCAGGCACUGAUCGAUGCAUUGCGUCAUGUGUCCAGAUCCGAAGUGCAGCAGGUGCUCGAUCCUCUGAUGCGUUCCAUUGGCGCCAUCCUGGACGAGAAGAUGCCAAAACAUUAAUUGAAUUGAGUUUAAUUGACAAACGCAAAAUUAAUACAGUGUAAGCUUUCGGCGAACGACAAAACCACAAAAUUGUGCAACAAAAUAGACAGGAUUUCGGCCAUCGAUGCAUUUUUGUAUGGAAAGU